This is a messenger RNA of Anastrepha obliqua, 615 nucleotides long. RefSeq lists its product as uncharacterized. Lineage: Eukaryota; Metazoa; Arthropoda; Insecta; Diptera; Tephritidae. The transcript is spliced from 3 exons. The record is from RefSeq and is a predicted model, not a curated record. Bases 97 to 408 code for a protein of 103 amino acids.
CCAGCAACAUUGAUAUUUUCAAUUGCUGUCAUAGCAUAUAAUCGGCAAUCAUACCAUUCCAGUGUUACAAAGACUUCAUCAGAAUCACAAUUUGGAAUGUUCGAAAUGUCAGUUAGUGCCUGUAUGUAUGUUGCUUGCGGGUCCGUCGUGCCAACAACGGACUACGCCUAUAAUCCGGCGUAUUCACAGUAUGGAUCGGCGUAUGGGUCUUAUGGAUACACCGCCGGCACAGGACUAUUAAAUUCGUCGUACUACUAUGAAGGUAGCCAAUGUCAAACAUCGGCCGUACUAAAUCAAGACAUGCGAUCACCUUUGGCGGCCACACGUGCAAAUUCAUUGGCAUCUGCUGCUUCACCUACUGGAAGUGCAUGCACCAAAUCGGAAACGUCGGACAUAUUUUUGGUGUAGUAUCUUAAGAAUUGUAAUCUAAAUCACCGCACCAAUAAUAGUAUACAUUAAGCGCAUAAUAUGCAUUACUGCAGUUAUAUAUGAAUAAUAUAAUAUUUAAGGUUCAAACGAGUACUUCAAAAAUACAAAACAUUCUGGAAGUACGUAAACAUAUACGAAUGAUAGAUCUAUGGUAUUAAACCUUUAAAUUAAAUGUUGUAAGUUGUA